AUGGAGAUGGGGAACAUCGAUAACUCUUCCACCUCCGCCCACGACAACUCCUCGGACAUCCACCCGGUGACGCACAGCCUGUGGGAGGUCAUCACCAUAGCGACGGUGUCGGCCAUCGUCAGCCUGAUCACCAUCGUGGGCAACGUCCUUGUCAUGCUCUCCUUCAAGGUCAACAGUCAGCUGAAGACGGUGAACAAUUACUACCUCCUCAGCUUGGCCUUCGCCGACCUCAUCAUCGGCGUCUUCUCCAUGAACCUCUACACGUCCUACAUCCUCAUGGGCUACUGGUCGCUGGGCAGCCUGGCUUGCGACCUGUGGCUCGCGCUGGACUACGUGGCCAGCAACGCGUCCGUCAUGAACUUGCUGGUCAUCAGCUUCGACAGGUACUUCUCCAUCACCAGGCCGCUGACCUACCGGGCCAAGCGGACGCCCAAGCGGGCGGGGAUCAUGAUCGGCCUGGCCUGGCUGGUGUCCAUAGUGCUCUGGGCGCCGCCCAUCCUGUGCUGGCAGUACUUUGUGGGCAAGCGGACGGUGCCCGAGCGGCAGUGCCAGAUCCAGUUCUUCUCGGAGCCCGUGAUCACGUUCGGCACGGCCAUCGCGGCGUUCUACAUCCCCGUGUCCAUCAUGACCAUCCUCUACUGCCGCAUCUACAAGGAAACGGAGAAGCGCACCAAGGACCUGGCAGAGCUGCAGGGCAUGAACUCUUCCCUGGACGCCAGUGGCAAUCCGCAGAAGACCAUCAUCAGGUCCUGCUUCAGCUGCAAGCAGCUGAGCAGUAACACCAGGGACCGCAACCAGGCCUCCUGGUCCUCCUCCAGCAGGAGUAACGUGCCCAAAUCGGCGGCCGUGUCCAAUGACGAGUGGUCCAAGACCGACCAGCCGACAACCUUCAACAGCUACGCGUCCUCUGACGACGAGGACCAGUGCUCUGCAUCUCCCGGCGGAAUGUUCCGGCCGUCCUAUCGGAACGAGGCCUGCCGGGAGAGCAGAUGUUCCACGGCGAUGGCGGCGCAUCCUGGCAACGGUGACCAGCUGAGCAGCUACGACGAGGACAGCUUUUUCCCCUCGCCGCUCAAGUCCAGCAGCUCCCAGAAAACCAAGAAGUGCGUCUCCUACAAGUUCCGACCCAUCGCCAAGGAGACCAGCCUCGGCGCGCACCCGAGCAAGAACGGAGACACCAAGGGCAGAGCAGGAGGCGUCGUCGCUGCCGGCGCAGGAGGAGGCACCACCUCCUCCUUCUCCUCGGCGGAGUCCGUCAACGCUCCCUCCGUCAACUCCAACUCCCCCUCCCCGUCCCCCUCCGCCAAGCCCACGGCCGACGGCGGCACGCUGAAGAGCCAGAUCACCAAGAGGAAGCGGAUGGUGCUGAUCAAGGAGCGCAAGGCGGCGCAGACGCUCAGCGCCAUCCUGCUGGCCUUCAUCCUCACCUGGACGCCGUACAACAUCAUGGUGCUCAUCUCCACCUUCUGCUCCGACUGCAUCCCCCUCUCCCUCUGGCACCUGGGCUACUGGCUGUGCUACGUCAACAGCACGGUGAACCCCAUGUGCUACGCCCUGUGCAACAAGACCUUCCAGAAGACCUUCAAGAUGCUGCUGCUGUGCCAGUGGAAGCGGAAGCGGGUGGAGGAGAAGCUGUACUGGUACGGCCAGAACCCGGUGGUGGGCGCCAAGCUCACGUGA
Messenger RNA from Engraulis encrasicolus (European anchovy), 1680 nucleotides. RefSeq names its product cholinergic receptor, muscarinic 5a (gene chrm5a). Gene Ontology annotation, molecular function: G protein-coupled serotonin receptor activity; G protein-coupled acetylcholine receptor activity. The transcript is spliced from 3 exons. Bases 1 to 1680 code for a protein of 559 amino acids. NCBI's taxonomy places the organism in Eukaryota, Metazoa, Chordata, Actinopteri, Clupeiformes, Engraulidae. The record is from RefSeq and is a predicted model, not a curated record. Gene Ontology annotation, biological process: adenylate cyclase-inhibiting G protein-coupled acetylcholine receptor signaling pathway; G protein-coupled receptor signaling pathway, coupled to cyclic nucleotide second messenger; chemical synaptic transmission. Gene Ontology annotation, cellular component: plasma membrane; synapse; dendrite.